AUGUUAGGAAUCACUACAACAAGGAUACUAUCCAAGAAUUCUGUUAGAUUAUUCUCUAAUACUUCGAGAGCUUCAAAUUUAAUACAAGACCUAUAUCUUAAAGAAUUGACUUCUGUCAAAAAUGGCCUAGAUAUAUCCAAAAUUGUAUCUCCAAAGGGCAAUGUUCUAGAAUGGCAGACUCCCUCUAGACCCGUUGUCCCAAAGGUUGAAGGUAAUGAAGACGCUCUAUUACAGGAGUAUAUUACAUCAAAAGUGUCUGUCGCAAAUGAAUCAGAUCCUGGACAAACACAAAAUGAGCAAGAAUUGGAAGAAGAUUGGUUGGUUAUUGAAGAUAUUCAAGAAGAAAAUCCUGUUCAUACCCAUUAA
Messenger RNA from Arxiozyma heterogenica, 366 nucleotides. It is a transcript of the gene ATP14, whose product is annotated as F1F0 ATP synthase subunit h. The transcript has a single exon. Gene Ontology annotation, biological process: proton motive force-driven ATP synthesis. The record is from RefSeq and is a predicted model, not a curated record. Gene Ontology annotation, molecular function: proton-transporting ATP synthase activity, rotational mechanism. Bases 1 to 366 code for a protein of 121 amino acids. Lineage: Eukaryota; Fungi; Ascomycota; Saccharomycetes; Saccharomycetales; Saccharomycetaceae.